GGCCAGAGAGAGAAGCCCACUUUUGCUUCACGUCCGGUUCGAGCCGUGUUUCCGCCCCCACUUCCGCUUUAAGCAUUUCCGGUGGUGUCCCGCCGUGCUCCGCGCGGCCGGGGACAGGAAGCGGCAGGAUGUCAGGUUGGGAUCGUGAGGCCGCGCGGACUGGAUCCGGCGAUGGACGAAUUUAUGUCGGAAAUCUGCCAGCUGAUAUUCGGGAGAAGGAACUAGAGGAUCUGUUUGACCGCUAUGGUAGGAUCCGGACCAUUGAGUUGAAGAACCGGGGCGGCAGUAGUGCCGCUCCAUUCGCAUUCAUCAGCUUUCAGGACCCCCGCGAUGCAGAGGAUGCAGUGUUCGCAAGGAAUGGCUAUGAAUUUGGCUCAUGUCGUCUACGUGUAGAGUUCCCCCGUUCAUUCCGGGGAUCUGGUGGUGGAUAUGGAGGUUCUCGGGGAAGGAAUGGGCCGCCAUCUCGUCGCUCUGAAUACAGAGUCAUUGUCUCAGGUCUUCCACCCUCAGGGAGCUGGCAGGAUCUGAAGGAUCAUAUGCGGGAAGCUGGUGAUGUCUGUUAUGCUGAUGUACACAAAGAUGGAAUGGGGAUUGUUGAAUUUAUUCGCAAAGAAGAUAUGGAGUAUGCUCUGCGGAAGCUAGAUGAUACAAAAUUCCGCUCCCACGAGGGUGAAACUUCUUAUAUCCGUGUGUGCCCAGAGAGAAAUACCAGCUACUCCCGUUCCAGAUCCCGUUCAAGAGGGCGUGAUUCCCCUUAUCAAAGCCGCCGCUCGCCUCGUUAUGCUUCUCCCUUUCGACCGUACUAAGUUGCCACCAUAGGGACACUUUCUAUGAAUUGAAUUCUGAAUCCCAUCUACUCAGAACAACAUUCCACGACUGAUGGAUUUCAUCAACUUUUAUACCAUUUUUUUUUUUUUUUUUAAAGAAAUGUUUUCUUGACAUAAGGUGUGUGGUGUUUUUUUCUUUUAAGUUCUAUCUUCAAGAAGGCAAAAGAUAGUAUUGUGCCUCCUAGGAAGAAGGGAUGGCCUGAUCUGAAAUUGUGUUAAAUGCGCUGUGCAUAAUUGCUAUACUGGAACUAACAAGUAGAAUGCUAAUGGAACCAAUGCAACCUUAAGGGAAAGUACAUGUGUCCUACAUAUAGUUAAAUGCCAUCAGUAUGUUAGAAAGGUAUAGUUUGGAAUAACUUUUUAAUCCUCUUCACAAUCAAGUUUGUACGUAUGUUCCUUUUAUUAUGAAAGUGUUUCAGUUUAAAUAAAAAUAAGCAUCUGUAGCUGUCCUAAUAAACAGUAAGCUGUUA
Molecule: messenger RNA, 1297 nt
Organism: Xenopus tropicalis (tropical clawed frog)
Lineage: Eukaryota; Metazoa; Chordata; Amphibia; Anura; Pipidae
Gene: srsf9
Product: serine/arginine-rich splicing factor 9
Cellular component (GO): nucleus
Molecular function (GO): RNA binding; nucleic acid binding
Source: RefSeq, marked provisional